AUGCGCCGCUCUACAAGGUGUUUUCUCGCGAUCUCCUUGGCAGUUUCAUGCCUGACCCACAUUAGGCUUGGACCCCUCUUCGUGCCGCUGAGCUGUGCAGAAGGUAGGCGGCGAUUGCUGCUGGGGUCAGUGGGCCCUCUGCUAGGUCUAGUCGGCCAGUCUGCGCAGGCGCAGAGCAGCUUUAGCACGGAGAAGUGGGAUGGCUCCUUCCUGGACACGAGCCGAGACUGCAAGGAGGUCGAGUUAGGGACUCCGGAGGGCACCUGCUUGCGGAACAUUGAUGCGCUGGGUGGCUAUGCCACAGUCCUGGGCAAGGACUCUCCGACGGGCGAUGUCUGGGAGUGCCUCGCGGAGUAUGACGGGAACGACAUUCAGGUUCCCUUCAAGCAGAAAGGAGGAAAGAAGGCUACUGGAAAGUGGUUCAGCAACCGGAAGCUUGACAUCAAAGGCAUUGAGUGGGAUGAUGGUACUGUCUGGGAGAAGAUGGAAUACAAGAUCAUCAACUCGCCGAAUGAGCAGAUGGAUCCGCUUGGGAAGAUCAAGAACAAAGCGCCCAAGCCAGCGCCGGGCAUCCAGUAG
This is a messenger RNA of Symbiodinium natans, 579 nucleotides long. Lineage: Eukaryota; Dinophyceae; Suessiales; Symbiodiniaceae. The record is from the annotation of a GenBank genome assembly.